Molecule: messenger RNA, 1021 nt
Organism: Dermacentor albipictus
Lineage: Eukaryota; Metazoa; Arthropoda; Arachnida; Ixodida; Ixodidae
Product: TATA box-binding protein-like 2
Biological process (GO): DNA-templated transcription initiation
Molecular function (GO): DNA binding; RNA polymerase II general transcription initiation factor activity
Source: RefSeq, a predicted model, not a curated record
GCUGUGGGUAAAUCCCUGCAUCGGGUGCUCGCGAGGGCUGUUGUGAUGGCUCAGGCAUAGGUGAACUAACGUGUCUCGUCUACUAAUCGCAAACCCACGACAGCGGCGGUUUUUAGAGCCGGUAUAUAGUCGCUUUCGCCUCGGACGACUUCCACGUGCCCUCAUCGACAUUGACGACCUCGAUCACGACAUGGAGUCAUCAUCGAGCGCAACACCGGCUGAUACUCGGGGUUCAACGCCUCACUCGGCAAGCGUAGGCACGUUCUCAUCAACGCCUGACUCACUCGGGACACCAGUCGCGCCAGCAGCAACAGCAGAGCCUGAAAUAGUCCCACAGCUUCAGAACAUCGUCUCAACAGUCAACCUCGACUGCAAGUUGGACCUGAAGAAGAUCGCCUUGCAUGCCCGGAAUGCGGAGUACAAUCCCAAGCGUUUUGCUGCCGUCAUCAUGCGCAUCCGAGAGCCCCAAACCACAGCUCUGAUCUUUGCCUCGGGGAAGAUGGUGUGCACCGGAGCCAAAAGUGAAGAUCAAUCAAGGAUGGCAGCGAGAAAGUAUACCCGGAUCGUCCAGAAGUUGGGCUUUGACGUGAAGUUUCUCGCUUUCAAGAUUCAGAACAUGGUCGGCAGCUGCGAUGUCCGUUUUCCCAUAGAUCUGGAAGAGCUUCAACGGGUGCACAGCCAAUUUGCGAGUUACGCGCCAGAGCUGUUUCCAGGACUUUUCUACCGCAUGGUCAAGCCCCGUGUUGUCCUGCUUAUCUUCGUAUCGGGAAAAAUCGUGCUCACAGCACACUGGGCGAAACCAACGAAGCAGUACCUCUCAGUGUGUCAGCGUUUCCAACGUAGAAUAGCUAGCGCCAAAGAAAUACUACGCUUGCGUUGGUGUUAACAAAAGCCACUGGAUUCACUGCCGCGAAAAUAUUUCUCGUGAGUUCUGUGCUGACGAGCAAUGUAGUGCUUCAGCAUCGGUGUGUUUUUUUUGUAGCGUGUACUGCCUGUCUGGAAUAAAAUACAUGAUAUUAGA